Molecule: messenger RNA, 696 nt
Organism: Salvelinus namaycush (lake trout)
Lineage: Eukaryota; Metazoa; Chordata; Actinopteri; Salmoniformes; Salmonidae
Product: myosin heavy chain, fast skeletal muscle-like
Exons: 4
Coding region: 1-696 (231 amino acids)
Cellular component (GO): myosin complex
Source: RefSeq, a predicted model, not a curated record
AUGCCCCUUCCCGCCACUGCUUCUGUGUGUGUGUGUGCAGAGGAGAUCUCUGACCUGACUGAGCAGAUCGGAGAGACUGGCAAGAGCAUCCAUGAGCUGGAGAAGGCCAAGAAGACCGUGGAAAGAGAGAAGUCUGAGAUCCAGACCGCUCUGAACGAGGCUGAGGGCACACUGGAGCACGAGGAAUCCAAGAUUCUGCGUGUGCAGCUGGAGCUGAACCAGAUCAAGGGUGAGGUGGACAGGAAGAUCGCUGAGAAGGACGAGGAGAUGGAGCAGAUCAAGAGGAACAGCCAGAGGGUGGUUGACUCCAUGCAGAGCACCCUGGACUCUGAGGUCAGGAGCAGGAAUGAUGCCCUGAGGGUGAAGAAGAAGAUGGAGGGAGACCUGAACGAGAUGGAGAUCCAGCUGAGCCACUCCAACAGGCAGGCCGCUGAGGCCCAGAAACAGCUGAGGAAUGUCCAGGGACAGCUCAAGGAUGCCCAAUUGCACCUUGAUGACGCUGUCCGUGUCACAGAAGACAUGAAGGAGCAGGCAGCCAUGGUGGAGCGCAGAAACGGUCUGAUGGUGGCUGAAAUCGAGGAGCUGAGAGUUGCUCUGGAGCAGACAGAGAGAGGCCGCAAAGUGGCUGAGACUGAGCUGGUAGACGCCAGCGAGCGUGUUGGACUGCUGCACUCCCAGUGUACAUUGCUUUCCUAA